UCGCUCUCGAAAUGGACAAGGUCACCGGAGUGUUUGUUUCGCCACGUGUUUCACGUGAGCGAACCUUCGGGAUCCGUCUUUCCUAUAUGUCUGCGGGUACACGCGUUGGCUGGUUCGCCAUCCAACGGUUUAUCUCUACAGACGUCGCUGCGAUGUGCUUAUGUUUACGUACAGUAGCUAUAUGCUGACAUUAAUUGCUGGACGACUUGUGGCUCAGUAUUACAUCGAAACUGUUCUGGAACUGACUAUAUCUACAACUGACUGAUCUGCCAGCUAGGUGGAGAUCUGCAUCAGCUUGUGUCAAAGUGCAUGAGGCAGUGUGAGGGCAGACGAAGAACGGAACACCCCCCACUGAGGGACCCUGUUGAAAGGCCGUGGCAGUGAGCAUCAUGGUGGAGCUGGUAUCUGGCCAGGAGGGCGGCCUACUCCCCAAAACCCAAGAGUCACAGCGAUGGAGGUGGCCAGUGGCUCUGCUCUGCUUUUACGGCUUCAUGGUGCAACUAAAGCCUGGGGAGCCCUUCAUUACGCCCUACCUGCUCAGCCCUGAAAAGAACUUCACCCAGGAGCAGGUGACCAAUGAGAUCAACCCGGUGCUGUCCUACUCCUAUAUGGCAGUUUUGGUUCCAGUCUUCCUGUUGACAGACUUCCUGCGCUACAAGCCGGUUCUGGUCCUGCAGAGUCUGAGUCACAUUUCCAUCUGGCUACUGCUGCUUCUGGGCACCACCCUGCUGCAGAUGCAGUUGAUGGAGUUCUUCUACGGCAUCACCAUGGCGGCGCGUGUAGCCUACUCCUCCUACAUCUUCUCACUGGUGCCUUCUGAGUUGUACCAGCGGGUGGCGGGGUACUCGCGCUCUGCGGUCCUGCUUGGUGUCUUUUCCAGCUCAGUGCUGGGCCAGCUAUGUGUAUCUCUGGCCGGCCUGUCCUUCCGGACACUAAGUUCCAUUUCCCUGGCCUUUGUCAGCUUCAGCCUGCUUCUGGCUGUCUCCCUCCCCUGGCCUCAUCGCAGCAUGUACUUCAACAUGGCAAAGUGCGAAGCCAGGCCAAAGCUGGCCCCAGUGAAUCCCGGCAGCCCUGCUCCUGCCUCCGCCUGCUCCCCGCUGUCAUGCUUCAGGAGCUCCAUGCUCUUCCAGAUGCUGAAGGAGCUCCGUAAUGUGGUCAGGGUGCCAGGCCUGCGACUCUGGUGCCUCUGGUGGAUCUUCAAUUCUACUGGGUAUUACCUGGUGCUGUUUUACGCACAUGUCCUGUGGAACAAGGUGUACCCGGCUACUGAGAACACGAAAGUCUACAAUGGUGCGGUGGAGGCAGCCUCUACCCUGCUUGGGGCCAUGACAUCCUUUGUGGCCAGUUUUGUGAAGAUCCGAUGGAGCCUGUGGUCGGAGCUGGUGAUUGGCAUCAUCACGGCCUUGCAGGCCAGCCUGCUGUUUCUUAUGGGCACUACAGACAGUAUUUGGGCCUGCUACAUUGCCUACACACUCUUCAGGGGCUUCUACCAGUUCCUGGUGCCCAUUGCUAUCUUCCAAAUCGCCUCAGCUCUCUCCAAAGAGCUGUGUGCCCUAGUGUUUGGAGUGAACACCUUUCUGGGAACCAUCUUGAAGACCAUCAUCACCAUCAUCGUGGUGGACAAGCGGGGGCUUGGACUGGCUGUUCAUCCCCAGUUCAUGGUUUAUUUUUUUUACUUCGCCCUACUCACCUUGGUCUACUUGACCUGUGCUGCCUGGGUCAUUGCCAAACACAAAUGUGAGUGGAGAGAGGGCAGGGCCACUGCUGAGGCCAUGCCCACUGAGCUGACCCCCAUGGAGACCAUUGCCAUAGACUAAGAUCCACUGCCCAGUGUGCCGAAGAACCGAGACGCCUGGGGAUCCAGUGGAUAGUGAUCUCAAUUGCCUUAAGAGUACUAUUGCCCACAGGAUAUCGCUGAUAAGUUUUUAAGGUUAAUCCUUGAAUAACCUGUAAAAAGCACUGCUCUUGUCAACAGAAACAUAAUCUAAGAGUAGUACAAAGUGUUCAGCUGACAGGUUGAAAUAACUAGAUAGUGUAGUAUAAAAGUGUUAAGGAGUGUUGUGUCUCCUCCUGUUACUUAGUUAUAAAAAUGAAAUCAGAUUAGGUUUAUAAUGCAACAUCUAUGCUUUUGAUGUGUGGGGAUUAAAAUCAGUAAUGAAAGUGACAUUUUGAAUGUUAUUUUAUUGUAGUAUGUUUUACCUUGUGAAUACUUGGAGCUGGCAGUACAGUUCACCUUGCUUGCAUCGGCCGAGAGAAUUUCACAAACCGUGAUACUCAGCACCAUGUACCAAGGACCAUGUACAGUGACAACCCUGAUGCGCAAACUGGAAUCUUUGGCCAAAUUCUAGGUCAUCAUGCUUAUCCAUUUCAUUUGACAGCUGUUGCUAAUAGUACACAUUAGUUGAAUAUAUGUUAUGAGCCAUUGGAGGGACAUUUCUGCUAAUAUUCAAGCUGCUGGCUGAACCUGUACUACUGUAGGUCACCAGAAAUGAGCGAUUAGAAGUAUUCUUAGAGACGGUGUUUGGUUCUGACUUGCUCAGCCCUGAUGAUACAGCAAGUGUCAAAGGACAGUGGACACCUGUACUGAGGUGCCCACUAUAGUGUGAUCGUGCUAUCAGCAGAAAGGUAUAUAUUACUGUGUGAGCAAUUGGAAAGCUGCUGGGUACGCUGACAGAGAGCUUUCUCAAUUUUAUGGUUUUAAAAUGUUUCUGCACUCAUAAAUAACGAACCACUUCUGCUGUUUUUUUUAUAAUUUGGUGUGACAAAUAAAAUAUAUUUUUUCCAGUAAAUCAGAACUUCAGGAGUCUAUUUCAGAUUACCAAACACAGAAAUGUUGUAAACAGAGAGCCUCUGCUCUUGGAUUUAGUGAGUAUGUCACUGCUAUGAGAUGCAGUCUGUGACAGAUGGCUGCAAUAUAUGAACACUGCUUCAUCCAUACACACUUCCACCUUAAUUGUGAAUCUAUACUUAAUAGUGGUGCAACGGAUCACUGUUGAUCCUUGAUCCGAACCGAUCCCCCUCCAUGGUUCGGCACGCACGUGAUCCGAAGAUUCGGGGGAAAAAAGUUCCACCGUAUGGUGCGUGUGGUCAGUCUGUCAAGCGAUGGUCAUGGCCAGCGGUAGCGGUCCAAGUGGAGGAGCAGAGGAGCUCGAGAAACCUCCAGCAUCACUUAAAUCUCAUGUGUGGGAGCAUUUUGGCUUCCCCGUUAAAUAUAUUGAUGGGAAAAGGGUGGUGGAUAAAACCACCACAGUUUGUCGACAGUGUGGCACGAGGAAGCCCUUUGAGACUGGCAACACAUCGGGCAUGGCUGCUCAUUUGAAACGACAUCACCCUUGUGUGACAGGAGCUAAGACAAAGACUGCGCAACAACCGCUGAUAUCCGCGGCAUUUAAGCAGCUCUUUGCUGCCCAAUCCGACCGGGCUAAAGCUAUUACAAAAGCUAUUGGGGUGUUUAUAGCUGUUACAAGCUCACGUCUGCUUUGCUUUCUUUCUUCUUUUUUGAUGAUGUGGACAUAAGCUAGUUUUUGUUUCAUUCUCCAUGUUCAAAGUAAGAAGCAAUGAUACUUUAAACUGCAUUUUAAGUUGUUUUUGAUUGUGUUCACAUUAAAGGAAAUAAUUAUCAUGGCCUACUGUAUAUUGCACCUUAAUUUGUUUUUAUAUAAUUGCAUGGAAUGAGUCUUGAGUUGAAUGUUUUUUAAUGGGCAAAAAAUACUUAAAUAAAUAAAUGGAGAGUUAAA
This is a messenger RNA of Paramormyrops kingsleyae, 3737 nucleotides long. Its product is annotated as reduced folate transporter-like. The record is from RefSeq and is a predicted model, not a curated record. Lineage: Eukaryota; Metazoa; Chordata; Actinopteri; Osteoglossiformes; Mormyridae. Gene Ontology annotation, molecular function: folic acid binding; folate:monoatomic anion antiporter activity. Gene Ontology annotation, cellular component: plasma membrane; apical plasma membrane; basolateral plasma membrane. Gene Ontology annotation, biological process: folate transmembrane transport.